AUGGAUAUAAAUAACCCCUGGAAUAGAUAUUCUAUAUUGAAUUAUUUGAAGGAUGAAUUUUUAUUGAUUUAUAAAAAAAUGGAGAAUAUAAUAAGAAUAAUAUGCAAUAAUUAUAUAUGUUAUUUUAUUAAAAAUUUAAAAUAUUUAAAAGACACACACACAUUUUUAUUCUACAUAAUAUUGCUCAAUGUCUCUAUUUUAAUUUUUUUAUGUUUCUUACUAUUUAAAUAUAUGCUUCAAAAUAAAAAAAAUAAUAACCAAAAUAAACAUCCCGAUGUUGCAUAUAGUAGCAACGGAAAUCAAUAUAUAAUGAAAAAAAACUACCCAAGAAAAGAAACAUACAGAAAAAAAAAAAAUGACGAAAUAUCUAAAUUUAAAGAGGAAAAAUUCGAAUCUCUUCAAACAUUAAUAGACACAAAAAAUUAUAAUAUACAAAAUAUAAAUGAUCAAAGUGAGCCAAGUGAAUAUUAUUCUAACAAUAAUAAAAAAAAAGCUACAGAAAAAAAAAAUGCAGAAAAAAAAAAUACAGAAAAAAAAAUAACAGAAAAAAAAACGACAGAAAAAAAAACAUUAAAUAAAAAAAAUAAGAAAGAAAAUUAUUCUCUUGAUGAUUUAUCGUUAACCCAAUCAUUUCCAUUGUCUUAUUUGUCCUCCAUAAAUAUGGACGUAAAAAGGACCCGAAGAAGAAGUAAACGAGGAAAAGAAAAAGAAGAAAAUCAAAAAAAAACCAAAGACAAAAUCGAAAAAGAAAUCAUAAUUUAUUCUGAAGAUCAAAAAAAACAGCCAAAAUCUAAAAGAUCCAUUUCAAAAAAAAAAAGUAUACCCAAAAAUGAUGAAAAUUAUGAAAAUGAUGAAAAUGAUGAACGCCCACGUAGUAGGAGCCGAAAACCACGAAAAAGAUAA
Plasmodium yoelii is the source of this 903-nucleotide messenger RNA. Its product is annotated as conserved Plasmodium protein, unknown function. NCBI's taxonomy places the organism in Eukaryota, Apicomplexa, Aconoidasida, Haemosporida, Plasmodiidae. The record is from RefSeq and is a predicted model, not a curated record. The coding region runs from base 1 to 903 and encodes 300 amino acids. The transcript has 2 exons.